CGUCACCUCAGAUCUGUGAUCACACCGGCUGACUCCCAAUUCCGCUCUCCUCACUACACGAUAUUGGAGGUUUCACCUCACAGAUUCAGCCUCUUUUUUGCAUCACCAUAUCGAAAGUUCAAAGCCAUCCGGCGUCUAGUACUACUCAGGGAUCAAGAUGUCCAGUGUGAUCAUUACGAGAUCUCAGAACAAACCGAGACGGUCAGACCGCCUAAGUGGAGCACAAACCCCAAAGCGAGGACCCACCAUGUUCGUACAGAUCGAAUCAGUCAGGCGACCUUUGAAGAGGAAGCGGUCGCCUAGCGUUGAGCGCAAGCGCGAGCGAGAAAAUAUCCCUUUGGCCACACCUUCUGCCUCCAAGGGCUCGCGAGUCCCAUCGUUCCAACUUCCACGCAUUUCGCAGGCACAGAAGAAGCUCUUGGAGCAUGAGACAGCAUUGAAGCAGAAGGAAAAAGACAUAAAGCGCAGAGAGGCGGAUGUGGAUAAGAAGCUAGAGACUAUGCGCCAAGUUGAGUUCGUUAUUGACAAAAGCGAAUCCGCUUUAGCGUCGGUCAGGAAGGAGUUGCUCGAAUUUGUGGAUCUUCACAUCAUACCUGGUGCAGAGGCAAGUCUGCAGCGACUUGAAGCAGAUUUCACCUGCCCACUGUGCUUGGACGUCAUGGCGUGUCCGUACGCACUCAACGCUCCACGAUGCGGACAUACGUUCUGCGGCCUGUGUUUGUUACAGUGGUAUUUCUCCUGUUUGCACGGCUGUGGAGGUUGGCAUGAGCAGGUUGAAUGCCCUAUCUGUCGCUCGCCUUCCCAAAUCGCCCACGGGCUCCUGCCACGGUCUAUAUUUUCAUGCCCAUUCAUUCCGAACCGCCUUGUCGGAAACCAAAUUGACGACUCCGUGACCAAACUCAGCGCUAUGGGGGCGUUGGCGUCUCGCGCUAUGAACAUCACAAUCGGAGGUUCGAAUAAGAAGAAACGGAAGGUGUCGGAAAUAGAAGAAGAGAAGAUAUCACCUAUCGUUAUGGACUGGGCCGAAAACGGCUCAAGUAAGCAGGAUUGGACCAAGAGAAUGGAACGUGGGCGCACUGAGAUGGCCUUCAUCACGUCGCAAUGGGUUUCUCUUACACCAUAUGAUUUUUUGGACGUGAAGAAACGUCUAGGAGUAUGAUGUGCAGCGUCUUUGAACGAAGUCGCCUUCGGCUGAAAUCUCCCGGCUCACAAGGUUCAGACGGUGGUGCACGCCUUCCAUUUUCCUCGCAACACGUGCAUUCCCCCACUCCCGAGCGUCCUUCCUUUCGCCUCGAGGCUUCAUUGUUUGCCCCAUGUAAUCAAUUCUUUGUUUAUUCCAUAUACUACCUUGAUCACGCGUUUGAACAGUGUUGCAUGAUUUCAAUGCCCAUGUUAUCUUGCCGAAGUAGCUAUCUGACUCCCCAGGCCUUCCAUUCAUGACAGCGAUAUCUUGUACUACAUAAACCAAAUUUACAAAUAGAAGCAACGUUCACGCAGCC
Heterobasidion irregulare TC 32-1 is the source of this 1499-nucleotide messenger RNA. RefSeq lists its product as uncharacterized. The coding region runs from base 158 to 1159 and encodes 333 amino acids. The record is from RefSeq and is a predicted model, not a curated record. NCBI's taxonomy places the organism in Eukaryota, Fungi, Basidiomycota, Agaricomycetes, Russulales, Bondarzewiaceae. Gene Ontology annotation, molecular function: metal ion binding. The transcript has 5 exons.